UAUAAUUAAAAAAAAGUGAAAGAAAAAAAAAAUCUGGUCUUUAGUUCUGUUCUGAGAUGGCUCUGUUGACAGCGGUCUCCUUCUCAUCCGUACUGAUCUCCAUGUCCGUCCCGAUCCGAGGUUGUCGUCCUUUGAAGAACAAGCACUUGUCUUGCAAUAUCCCGAUCAACGCUUCUCUGAGUCCUUCUUCAUCUCCUCGCGAAUCCCAAUCCACUGAACCCACCAUUCACUCUUCCUCUGCUUCUUCUUCUUCCUCCUCCUCCUCCUCUACACCCCAAAACGACACAAGCUUCGGCUAUGCUUUCGCCAACUCCGCCGCCAAUCCCGUCGUCCGCUUCGUCCGAUCCACCGAGUCCUCCAUCGAAAGGAUAAUUUUCGACUUUCGAUUUUUGGCGCUGCUGGCUGUUGGAGGUUCAUUGGCUGGUUCCCUCUUGUGCUUUCUCAAUGGUUGCAUUUACAUUAUUGAUGCAUAUAAAGUAUACUGGAGUAGUUGUGUUAAAGGGAUUCACACUGGAAAUAUGGUUUUAAGAUUAGUCGAAGCAAUUGAUGUCUACCUUGCUGGGACAGUGAUGCUAAUAUUCGGCAUGGGUUUAUACGGAUUGUUCAUCAGUAACGUGCCUCCUGAUGCGCAUCCCAGUGUUGAUCGCGCGCUGAAGGGCUCUUCUCUGUUUGGAAUGUUUGCAUUGAAGGAGAGGCCUAAGUGGAUGAAGAUUAGCUCACUGGAUGAGCUAAAGACAAAGGUGGGACAUGUUAUUGUCAUGAUUCUUUUGGUGAAGAUGUUUGAGAGGAGCAAAAUGGUGACAAUAGCUACCGGGCUGGAUCUUCUGUGUUAUUCUAUUUGUAUUUUCUUGUCAUCUGCUUCUUUGUACAUUCUUCAUAAUCUUCACAAGUCAGACACAGAGACGGACUAGGAAUUUUCACUGCAUGUUUAGCGAAAGGACAUGUAUGUAAUAUAUAGUUCAUGUAAGUAAUGUACACCUUGUUUGGUUUGUUGUUCCAA
Messenger RNA from Morus notabilis, 1000 nucleotides. RefSeq lists its product as uncharacterized. Lineage: Eukaryota; Viridiplantae; Streptophyta; Magnoliopsida; Rosales; Moraceae. The record is from RefSeq and is a predicted model, not a curated record. Bases 57 to 911 code for a protein of 284 amino acids. The transcript is spliced from 5 exons.